Messenger RNA from Bolinopsis microptera, 1994 nucleotides. RefSeq lists its product as uncharacterized. The transcript is spliced from 2 exons. NCBI's taxonomy places the organism in Eukaryota, Metazoa, Ctenophora, Tentaculata, Lobata, Bolinopsidae. The record is from RefSeq and is a predicted model, not a curated record. The coding region runs from base 217 to 1686 and encodes 489 amino acids.
GUGGAGGUGAGUAGAGUUGUAUAUAUGUUAUAUUUGUGCGAACUUAGCUCCGUUUGACAAGAGUACAUUAGCAGGCUAUAAUAUUUCAACCAGUUACAGCGAGGGAGACAAAACACCUGUGGCUGACACCCAGGCACCAGGCGAGGGAGGCUUGGUUGUUAAUAGCAGUAAAGAUAUUUAAUAUUUUGUUUGGCUCAGCUUGGUUUACUUUGUGAUAUGGUUGUUGAGGCUGGUUUGGUUAUUGAGGAUGCUAAAAGCGGACAAAGCAAUGCUACGAUUCUUCAGCAGCUGGUUGUGCUGGUUCUGGAAAAGACUCAGAACUUGGAACUGAUCCAGGCGACCUAUGAGAGGGAUAUGGAUGUUAUGCGACAGAAAUUAAACGAUCACGAAACAACUAUCACACUUUUGUCAGAGCAAGUAGAGGAGCUGUUUGCGCGGCUCGGUGGUCGGGCUAAAACAGAACCAUCACAAUUAGUGACGUCAUUAACAGAAGUAACUGGAACAAGCUCCCAAACCUCAGAAGAACCAAUAUCACCAGGUCUGUCGUCAUCACUUCAAGAUGUGUUUAAUCAGCUAGAGUUUCUUAAUGACAAAUCAAAUAAAUUGGAAUCAAUCAGCUCUUUUAGUGACGAGAAACACUCAUCUAGUCUUCAUAGCCUACAUUUCAACGAGGAUGAUCUAAACAGAGAGGUUGAAGCAGAAGAAAAUACACUGAUGAAACCGACUCCAAUUCUAGUCACGACUCUCUCUUAUGACACCUCAACCUACAAUGAUUCCACAAACCUGUCAGACUACAACGAGGAAGAAAUUGAAGAUAUUUUUGCAGAGGAAGGACUUGUCACCAAAUUAGAGAGCACGCCUCCAAUGACAUCACCCGCCGAGGAAACAUCCCCUCCUACAAUAAAAUCUAUGAAAAAGAAAGGUAUCGUGACACAGACCUUGGUAACAAAGAUUCCGAUAGUGCUUCAAGAAACUUCAAGUGAUGAAGAUCAGAGAGAAGAAAUUGAGAAAAGAGAAGAGAUUGAGGAGCGAAAAGAAAUUGAGGAGGGAAUAGAAAGAGAUGUUGAGCUAGAGCUAGAGGAGGAGGAGGCAGCGGAUGUAUUUGAUGAAACAAGCCUCCCCAAGAUGAAUGAAGCAACAAAAGAAAAUGAGGCAGCAAGCACUGAUUUUAAACUUCAAUAUCCUUGGACAAGAUCUGACACAUUUGAUGUGAUUCCGGUAGCACAGAGCUCCCAGAUAGCAGUUCCAGUAAAACCUAAAAGAGGGGUUGUUUCUCCCUUACAAUCACAGAGGCAUCCAACUGAAAGGGAUGAUACAAUUACUGACAUUGCACAAACUGACAAGGCUCCUUUGCAACGAUUCCCUACAGAAAACACAGAGCAGUCUUCCGAUCAUUCAACUUUUUCUCAAGUGAGCAGCAACAGAUCAUCGAGUUUUGACUACGAGGUUCAAUAUAUCGUGCCCCAAGUGUCUGAAGCUGAUUCUUCGGUUAAAACUGAGGAAACUGAAUCUGUGAUAAAAACAAUCUAUAAUGAUAAAUCAAGCAAGUCAACAGAUGAUGAAACAUUAAGUAAAAUAACUAAAGUAGGGGGCAGAAAUUUUAAUUUUGAGAAUGUAGAAGUUACUGUGAAGGUAUCAGAAGCAUCCAACUCAGAAAAUGAAGAUGAUAUUAUCACCCCACAGUAAACACUGACUUAGAGAAUCCAUGAAGCAUUAUUUUAAAGCUUAUUUACAUUUCACAUGUUUUGACAAUUAUUUCCAACUGCAAAGGCCAAGGGGACAGCUAAUUUUUUAGUUCAAGUAUUUAAAAAAUUGUUUAUAAAAACUGAAAUAAAGUAUAACUUGUUAUGAACUCACAUCACACUUUAUUCAUUCUUGUUGCCCUAUUAAUGGGUAAGUACUUAUUUCAUCGAACAAUUGACAAAUGUUUUUAGAUUAUUUACAGUAAUACAUUUUCAACUUUGAAGACCCAAAAUCGGUAACAUAGUGUAACU